Messenger RNA from Populus euphratica (Euphrates poplar), 1840 nucleotides. Its product is annotated as UDP-N-acetylglucosamine diphosphorylase 1-like. Lineage: Eukaryota; Viridiplantae; Streptophyta; Magnoliopsida; Malpighiales; Salicaceae. Gene Ontology annotation, biological process: UDP-N-acetylglucosamine biosynthetic process. Bases 163 to 1623 code for a protein of 486 amino acids. The transcript has 15 exons. The record is from RefSeq and is a predicted model, not a curated record. Gene Ontology annotation, molecular function: UDP-N-acetylglucosamine diphosphorylase activity.
GAAACAAACAGACUUAGUUGCUACUACUGUUCCACUCACUCACUAUCUUCGUUUCUCUCUCUAUAAGCGUUUUAACCAGCAAACCGAAUCACAGAGCCACAGUGAGAGAGAGAGAUCUAGAGAGAGAUAAUUUCCUGACAGAUUUAGAGAGAGAAACUGGAAAUGAGGGAACCAAUUGAAACUAACAACGGAUCUCCUCCACCUCCACAAGCGUUGCUCGAGAGGCUUAAAGAUUAUGGCCAGGAAGACGCUUUUGCCCUCUGGGACGAGCUCUCUACUGAAGAGCGAGAACUUCUCUUCAAGGACAUCGAGAGCUUAGAUCUUCCAAGGUUGGAUCGGAUAAUUCGAUGUUCGCUUCGAUCUCAAGGGCUACCGGUGGUCGCAAUUGAGCCGGUGCCGGAGAAUACCGUGUCGACGGUAGAGGAGAGAACAAUAGAAGAAAGAGAGAGAUGGUGGAAGAUGGGAUUGAAGGCAAUCUCUGAUGGCAAGCUGGCUGUUUUGCUGUUAUCUGGUGGCCAGGGGACAAGGCUUGGAAGUUCAGAUCCAAAAGGAUGUUUCAAUAUUGGACUUCCAUCUGGCAAGUCCCUUUUUCAACUUCAAGCUGAGAGAAUUUUGUGCGUCCAAAGACUAGCAGCUCAAGCUUCAAGUGAAGGUUCUGGUAGUUCAGUUUCAAUACAUUGGUACAUAAUGACCAGCCCGUUCACUGAUGAAGCCACACAAAUUUUUUUCGAAAAUCACAAGUACUUUGGCCUUGAAGCUAAUCAGGUUACCUUCUUCCAGCAAGGCACCAUACCUUGUGUUUCCAAGGAUGGUAGAUUUAUCAUGGAGACUCCAUUCAAAGUAGCUAAAGCUCCUGAUGGGAAUGGAGGAGUAUAUUCAGCACUGAAAUAUUCAAAAUUAUUAGAAGAUAUGGCCUCAAGAGGGAUCAAGUAUGUGGACUGCUAUGGAGUUGACAAUGCACUGGUUCGUGUAGCUGAUCCAGCUUUUCUGGGAUAUUUCAUUGAUAAAGGUGUAGCGGCUGCUGCAAAAGUUGUCCGUAAGGCAUACCCCCAAGAAAAGGUUGGUGUUUUUGUAAGGCGUGGUAAAGGUGGACCUCUCACUGUGGUUGAAUACAGUGAGCUGGAUCAGUCACUUGCUUCUGCAAUCAACCAACAAACUGGACGACUUCGCUUUUGUUGGAGUAAUGUGUGCUUGCACAUGUUUACUUUGGAUUUUCUAAAUCAAGUGGCAAAUGGCCUCGAGAAAGACAGCAUUUACCAUCUAGCUGAGAAAAAAAUUCCUUCUAUUCAUGGUGGUACAAUGGGAUUGAAACUAGAGCAAUUCAUAUUUGAUGCAUUCCCAUAUGCUCCUUCAACUGCUCUUUUUGAGGUACCACGGGAAGAAGAGUUUGCACCUGUAAAAAAUGCCAAUGGGUCAAAUUUUGACACCCCCGAGAGUGCUCGGCUGCUUGUGCUUCGACUACAUACUCGCUGGGUAGUUGCUGCAGGCGGCUUUGUAACACAUUCAGUGCCUUUAUAUGCAACUGGUGUGGAGGUAUCACCACUUUGCUCUUACGCUGGAGAAAAUCUAGAAGCCAUAUGCCGGGGAAGAACAUUUCAUGCACCUUGUGAGAUUACAUUCUAGUUGAAUUUAAUCCAAGUAUUCUUAAUUUGUGCGGCUCCCUUUGGAAUGAGGUUAUGCAUCCCAUGCAUGUGUUAUGAUAGAUUAGCGUGAGAGAUAAAGUUGUGCGAGUUUCCAGGUUUUGUUAUAUCAUUUGGGCAUUAUUAUGUCAUUAAUUUGUUACAUCAUUGGAAUGGUGCAAUUUUAUUUAUGUAUAUCAUCCACAUCAUUGUCUGAGCAA